Molecule: messenger RNA, 5363 nt
Organism: Athalia rosae (coleseed sawfly)
Lineage: Eukaryota; Metazoa; Arthropoda; Insecta; Hymenoptera; Athaliidae
Gene: Synj
Product: synaptojanin-1
Exons: 8
Coding region: 522-3992 (1156 amino acids)
Biological process (GO): synaptic vesicle endocytosis; phosphatidylinositol dephosphorylation
Molecular function (GO): nucleic acid binding; phosphatidylinositol-4,5-bisphosphate 5-phosphatase activity
Source: RefSeq, a predicted model, not a curated record
AAAUGAUACAUCAGUCUGUGGGUUGUUGUAUUUGGAUAGGAUCGAUUCAAUCAGUUUUUUUGAAUUUUGACAAACAAUUAAUUGACUUCACAGAUGGUCAGAGUUGUGAAAGGAAACCAUUAGCAUGAAAUUUGAGACGUGAAAUUCAAUAAUAGCUGUGGGAAAUCAUAAUAUCGUGUUUCGUUUUGCAUAUGUUGAAAACGUAGGCGUAGUUAUGAACUGAUUAUUGUUGAAAUUCAUAGAAAGUUGUGCCCUGUUUUCAACAAUAGUUCAACAAUGAGGAAACACUAGCGCUUUUAGUGUGGAUUUGUGAAUCGUGUUGAUUCGAAAAAGGGAUAAACGAGGCGUUUUUAUAAACGAAGUAUCGAGUGGACGGCAGUUGCCGCGUGCUUUUGACGGACCAUUCUGUCAGCUGUAAAUCCGUCUGCUCCUGGCAUUCUAAAUUCGAACGCCGAAAAAACUGCCAACGAAUACGUUGAUUCGUAAAUACGAAACACUUGCAAUUCCAAUCGGCCGAAAAAAUGGCUAUGGGCAAAGGGUUUCGUAUUUAUGAAAAAUUAAGACCACCAAGUCCUCACUCUCUUCUGCUAGAGCAAAGAAAUCGCAAGGAUACAGUGCUCUUUGAAUCCCAAGCAGUUGCAGUAUUGUCUGUUCAAGAAACCGAAUCUUUAAAGUCUCAGUAUGUAAAAUUGCUUGAUGCUUAUGGAUGUCUCGGUGUACUCCAGCUAAAUGCUGGAGAAAGCACUUUGCUUUAUCUUGUCCUAGUGACAGGAUGUUUCUCCGUUGGAAAAAUAGGAGAGUCUGAGAUAUUUCGUGUGACCCAGACACACUUUGUUCCCCUGCAUUAUGUGCAGGGGAACGAAGACAGGAUAUCAGAAGUUAGGAAGGUCCUCAACUCAGGGACAUUCUAUUUCUCCUGGUGUUCUGGGCCACAAGAUGCACUGGACAUUACUCUUAGUGCUCAGAAACGCUGCAAAUCUAAUGUAACGGAUAACAGAUUCUUUUGGAAUCGAAUGCUUCACAUUCAUCUACUCAGAUUUGGAGUAAAUACCAGCCAAUGGCUACUCAAAGCUAUGUGCGGCAGUGUUGAAAUCAGGACUGUAUAUGUUGGGCAUCGACAAGCCCGAGCAGUUGUGAUCUCAAGACUGAGCUGCGAACGAGCUGGAACAAGGUUUAAUGUUCGAGGUAGUAACGAUGAUGGACAUGUUGCUAACUUUGUGGAAACCGAACAGGUGAUAUACUUAGACAAUGAAGUAACAUCUUUUGUACAGACCCGAGGGUCUGUCCCACUUUUUUGGGAACAACCUGGAGUGCAAGUUGGAUCGCACAAGGUUAAAAUAUCACGGGGUUUCGAGGCCUCUGCUCCAGCUUUUGAUAGACAUUUGUCCAUGAUAAAGCAGCGAUACGGACAGCAAGUUAUAGUAAAUCUACUCGGAUCCAGUCUGAUAGGCAGUAAAGAGGGGGAGGCGAUGCUGAGCCACCUGUUUCAUCGUCAUCACAGUGCUUCACAGCAUCGUGUAGACGUUCCCCACAUUCUCUUUGACUAUCAUCAGGAAUGUAGAGGCGGAAAUACCAAGAAUUUAUCAAAGCUGAAGGCAAAAGUCGAGAAGUACCUGAGAUCCUUCUCUCUAUUUUAUGCCGUUGGCACAGAAGUCAUGAAUGAGCAGAGAGGCACGUUGCGAACAAAUUGCUUGGACUGUCUGGACAGAACGAAUUGCGUUCAGACAUUCUUUGCAAUGGAAAUACUUGCUGUUCAAUUGGGAUUAUUGAAGCUCAUGGAGAAACAACAAAUGGUCUCCAGGUUUGAGGAAGUCUUUAGACAGAUGUGGAUAAACAAUGGGAAUGAAGUUAGCAAAAUAUACGCAGGAACAGGCGCCAUUCAAGGCAGUUCAAAGCUGAUGGACGGUGCGCGAUCCGCUGCUAGAACCAUACAGAAUAAUCUACUUGACUCCAGCAAGCAAGAAGCAAUCGAUAUCCUUUUGCUCGGCUCUACCCUGAACACUGAACUCGCAGACAGAGCGAGACUACUCCUCCCAUCAAAUAUGCUUCACGCCCCACCGAGUGUACUCAGAGAAAUGUGCAAAAGAUACAACGAGUAUGUUGUACCCAUGAACCUUCGCGUUGGCAUUGGUACUUACAACGUCAACGGGGGUAAACAUUUUCGUAGUGUCGUCUACAAAGAUGUUUCUCUGGCAGACUGGCUGCUAGAUUCACCGCGAAAUUCACCUUCUCUAGUUUCUGUGGAGCACGACAACAUUCCAGUUGAUAUAUUUGGUAUCGGUUUUGAAGAAAUAGUAGAUCUGAAUGCAAGUAAUAUAAUGGCAGCAAGUUCAGACAAUGCAAAAGCUUGGGCUGAAGAAUUGCAAAAAGUUCUAUCCAGAGACAAUGAAUACGUCCUCGUCACGUAUCAGCAACUAGUUGGAGUAUGUCUUUACCUUUUUAUACGCCCCGAGCACGCGCCCUAUUUGAGAGAUGUUGCAGUAGAUUGUGUAAAAACUGGUCUCGGUGGAGCCACAGGGAAUAAAGGAGCAGCCGCGAUUAGAUGCGUCCUAUAUUCGACCUCUAUUUGCUUUGUCUGCGCUCAUUUCGCCGCUGGGCAAUCUCAGGUUAGCGAACGGAACGCGGAUUACGCAGAAAUAACACGUAAGAUUACGUUCCCUAUGGGCAGAACUUUGAAUACCCAUGACUAUGUAUUCUGGUGUGGAGAUUUCAACUACAGAGUCGACAUGGACAAGGACGAAAUGAAAGAGAUGAUCAAGCGGAACGAUUUUGAUCAAAUUCUUCAAUGCGAUCAAUUGAGGGUUCAACAAGAUGAAGGCAAUGUCUUCAAAAACUUUUUAGAAGGUCCCAUCACUUUCCCACCUACUUACAAAUACGAUCUCUUCUCCGAUGAUUACGACACCAGCGAAAAAUGCAGACAACCAGCUUGGACGGACCGAGUUCUCUGGAAGCGGCGAAAACAAGUGCCCGAUAUCGAUUCACCAACCGAUUGGAACCCAGGCCGUCUGGUUCAUUAUGGAAGAGCAGAAUUGAAGCAGAGUGAUCACAGACCGGUAAUGGCGAUAAUAGACGUAGACGUUCACCAAGUAGACGUUGAAAAGCGGGAAAAGGUAUUCAAAGAGGUUAUAGAAGACCUCGGCCCCCUCGAUGGAACGAUCAUAGUGAAAGCGGUCGAAGAUGGUACCGAGGAUAUGGACAGCGUUUUCGACGACAGUUUCAUGAUGGCUUUGCUCCAGGAUUUUUCCCACAUAGGCGAAGUGAUUCUCGUGAGGUUUGUCGACGACACAAUUUGGGUGACCUUUAGAGACGGUCAAUGCGCUUUGGCAGCCGCUAAUAAAGGUACGACCCAAGUCUGCGGUCAAAAUCUCAGAUUAUCCCUGAAAUCCCCAAAUUGGGUGAAACUUAUUCAAAAAGAAAUCGAAAUAUGCAGCAACACCACGGUACCCUACUCCCUCGAACCGUCUCCCAGACACAGUCCCGUACAGGGUUUCGAAUCGCUCGAAUUAUCCGACCAAAAUAAUUACCCGGAACGCCACAGUCCCUCUCACAGUGCUCCACCGAGGCCUGCGCCUCCCGGUCGUCCUGCUCAACCCACCAGAAGUCCAGCUCAGGAAAGACGACCGGCACCAAGAGCGAGAGUUUACAGCGUCGUUCCAAAUCAAUUCCCUGUAACUCCCAGUCCUCCGGUAAGACCUCCUGAGUCGGACGAAAUCGAAAGACAUUCCCCCGAAUCGGCUAUUUACGAAGAGAUUCAAGACGCCACGCCAAGUUAUCCGAUUCCCACAAGACCUCCGCCACCUCUGCCCCGCACCGAAAGUCCUGAAGAAUUUCCAAACGGUCCGCCAACUUCCGUUCCUCCACCUCUUCCCCAUAGACAAGCACCUGUUCCACCACCUCAACAUCCACCGCCAAGUUUGCCUACAAAUAUGCCACCCCCGGUACCCGCCAGGACUACCGGAGGUCCCCCGAUACCCGCGCGAAAUCCUCAUUAAAAAAAAAAAAGAAAACAAUUCGAAAAAAAGUCAAAAGAACAAAGAAAAAAUAACGAUCAUUACGAGAAUGACGAUGACGAUAAUGACGAUGAUGUUUCUCUAUGGUAGCCAUUAUCUUAGCCAGUGAUCAACGCUUGUUGUUAAUUAUAAAUAUCCAUAUAUAGUCGACUAUUAUUAAUAUUUUCAAUUUAUCGGUGAUUCGCCCUGAUAUCGUAACUGCUUAUGAUCCUCGUGGGAUAAAAAGUUUCGUGAAGGAAGAGGAAUAUUGUUUGCAUUAGAUGAUGUAGAUGAAGACCUCAGUAUUAUUUCUGUGAUUGUAGUCGAUCCCCAUUAUUGUAUUGCUUAGGUAUAUAAAAAACGAUUUAGAAAAUCAUAAUAACAAAAAUGAUAAUAAUAAUAACAAUAACAAUAAAAACAAUAACAAUAAUAGUAGAAAUAACAAUGAUACUCAAUUAUAUUGUUAUUAUUAUAUUACGGAACGAUUACAGUUUUGAUAUUAAUGCUUUAGAUGAAAGUUAUGGAAAACGAAGAGAGAACAGUCGCGAAUUAAUUAUUUUACUUAUUUAUUGCAUGACGGUUUUAUUCGUAUACAAAUAUCCGUGAUUAUUUUUGAUGUUUUUCUUUAUUUUUUUUUGUUUUGUUUUAUUAAAAACUGUUAUGGGUCAGUAAUAAUAACGCAGCACGGUAUACUAUAGCCUUUUUAUCAUUACGAUUUAGGUAAAAGUCACAUUUACUCAACGAAAGAUUUCAAAAUGAUUGAAAAUAAUCCUCGAAACCUCGAUUGUUAUGUUACUAUAACGAAUUGUAAUGUGUAAAUUUUGAGAUCGUUAUAUAUGAAAUAAUAUUGUACAUAGUUUUCGCCAAACUAUGUAUAUCGCGCGGUGUAUAACAAUGUUUAUGUAAAUGAUGAUGAUAUUAAAAAUGAUAUAUGUAUAGUUAUUAAUUAAUAUUAUUGAUUUUUGACUACUAAAAACGCAGUUUUUAUUAGUAGUCUGUACCAAAACGAUAUGUAUGAUGUAUAUUAUGAUUAAAUUAAAUGAAAAUUAUAACAAAAAGAAAGAAAAGUUGAAGAAAAAUGUGAACAAAAAAACAAUUACAGUUAUGAAUUUAUGAAUGUUGUUCGUUAGAAUAUGUUAUAGCUCUAAUAAAUAAAAUUAUGAUAACGAAAUAAUAAUAUUAGAUCCAGAUGAAUUUUCGAACUGAUUGAGAGAUAUUAUUAAUUAUAUAUUUAUUUUGCAGCCAAGAUACAUACAUGCCAGUUGAAUAGUUUUACAAUAUAAUUAUAAUACAAAAUUAUUGUGAUUGAGAUGAAAUCUGUAGAUGAAGCAAAUGAAUAUUAUUAUAAAGCAUUUAUUCAUGAUACGCACUGAA